This is a messenger RNA of Vitis vinifera (wine grape), 796 nucleotides long. RefSeq lists its product as uncharacterized. The transcript is spliced from 2 exons. The record is from RefSeq and is a predicted model, not a curated record. The coding region runs from base 234 to 764 and encodes 176 amino acids. Lineage: Eukaryota; Viridiplantae; Streptophyta; Magnoliopsida; Vitales; Vitaceae.
AUUUGGUGAAAAAGGAAAGUUGUUGUCAGCACCCCCACCACAAUUAUUAAAGGUUUUUAUUAUUUUUUUGGGUAAGCAUUGAGCAACAAUCACGAAAUUAUAAGAUAUCCUUUCACACGCGACAGAAAAAUACAUUAAACCACCGUAACAUAAGUGUUGAGAUUUUCCCUGUGUGGCGGACGGCCCUCCUCUUCUCUCCUUGUUUCCAUGAAAAAUUGAAAAGAAAAUAAAGGAUGACAACGAGCAAGGCGGGCACAGUAGGCGGAGCCCCAUCACAGCCUAGCCCUGAGUGUUGCAUGUGCGGAGAUUAUGGCUUUUCUUAUGAGCUUUUUCAGUGCAAGGUCUGCCAAUUCAGAUCUCAGCACAGAUAUUGCAGCAAUCUUUAUCCAAAGGCCGACUCCUACCGAGUCUGCAAUUGGUGUCUGAAUCAGAAGGACGACACACCAGAAAAAACCCAGAACUCAUCCAAUUCCUCAUCAUCAAACAAAAACAACGAAGAAAACGACGGCAGGAUUAAGAAAAAGAAGAUUGGCAGCGGCAGUCAUGCGAAGGCCCAAAGAGGCAGUUUGCAACUCCCAGUCAGCGGACCCAUCAAGAAACAAAAGUCGCCGGAGAGAUCGCCGACGACCCGGAAGAGGAUCAUCGCAAGCGGCUGCAUGGAGGAGAGGCUGACAAGGACAAAUUCAGAGGGCAGUGGGAUCACAAAACAUGUGUUCAGAAACAAGGUGAGAAGGUACAAGCUGUUGGAUGAGGUCUCCAGCUAAUCUUAAUCUUCAAUAAAACCAGCUUAUCUCCA